Molecule: messenger RNA, 1941 nt
Organism: Helicoverpa armigera (cotton bollworm)
Lineage: Eukaryota; Metazoa; Arthropoda; Insecta; Lepidoptera; Noctuidae
Gene: Abi
Product: abl interactor 2
Exons: 9
Coding region: 179-1456 (425 amino acids)
Biological process (GO): neuron migration
Cellular component (GO): lamellipodium; SCAR complex; actin-based cell projection
Molecular function (GO): SH3 domain binding; signaling adaptor activity
Source: RefSeq, a predicted model, not a curated record
UGUAUGCAACGUCCCACCCACCCAAAACUUGGAUUUAUUUUGUUUUUCGUAGUAUAUUGAGUUGAAACUUGAAAGUUGAUUUUAAAUCAUAGUUAGUUUAUUCUAUCUUCAAUAAUAUGCUCCUUUAGUUUAAACGUCGUGCUAUUCGUGCCCAGCGUUUAUUACAAGCCACAGCAAAAUGGCCGAGCUAGCUGCGUUACUGCAGACCGAGAUCCCGGAGGGGCGCACCCAUCUAACAGACAGCCACACGAAUCUCGAGCGUGUAGCUGAUUACUGCGAAGCUAAUUAUUUUCAGUCCGAGAACAAGAGACUCGCUCUGGAGAGUACCAAGAACUACACAACACAAUCAUUGGCUAGUGUAGCAUAUCAAAUCAACACUCUUGCAUAUAACUUCUUACAACUGUUGGAAUUACAAACUAUGCAGUUGGCUGAAAUGGAAGGGCAAAUGAACCAUAUCGCUCAAACUGUUGCCAUUCACAAGGAGAAAGUGGCAAGAAGGGAGAUUGGGGUGUUGACUGCUAACAAAGUUACCAACAGGCAGUACAAAAUCAUUGCUCCUGCUAACCCAGAGAAACCUAUCAAAUAUGUGAGGAAGAGUAUUGAUUACACAGCAUUGGAUGACAUUGGGCAUGGUGCUCGCUGGAAUGGAGCAACCAGUGGGACUCCUAGAGGCCGGCGGUCAGGCUCUACUCCCAGUGCUGCCACGCUGCCUGCACCCACCACCAAACCUCCCACCCCACCGGCUGCUGUGAGAGCUGCGGCUGCUGCCAACACUGGCACCUUGGGACGUGGCACUCUGGGCAAAUCAUCCCGUGAGUACCGCACGCCGCCAGCUGUGGCGCCGCCUCAAGUGCCCUCGCACUAUGCACCAAACUACCCGCGUCGCCCACCUGGUUACUCAACCCUGCCUGUGGCACAGCCUCAAGUGGGAAUGGUGCAUCCAAAUCAGCAUCAAGCUCCGUCAAACUAUUCACAGCAAGAUUUACAUUCCAGUAUGCCACCCCCACCAUCCCCACUGAUUGGUUCCGAUGGUGAACACAGCCAACAUUCCAUGAGCUUGCCUGGACAGCGCGCUUCGUCAUCGUCUGCGGGAGGCGGUUCCAUCCGCGGCGGCUCCGUGUCGCCUCCACUGCCACCGCCGCCAAUGGACGAUGAGUUGGCUCACGACGGCUUCGGCAGACCUCACCAUAUGAAUAAUAAGAUGGGCACUCCAUACACAAACGCAGUUCCUGCCAUAGUGCCAGAUGAAGAAGAUUUGCCUGGAUGGGUGCCAAAGAACUACAUUGAGAAAGUGGUCGCAAUAUACGAUUACUAUGCCGAUAAAGAGGACGAGUUAUCAUUCCAAGAGAGUGCCGUGAUCUACGUGUUGAAGAAAAACGACGAUGGCUGGUGGGAAGGUGUAAUGGAUGGAGUGACAGGACUCUUCCCAGGAAACUAUGUAGAGCCCUGCGUGUAAUGCUAACAUCCAAUCAGUUGUACCUGUUUUUUUGACAUCGUCACUUCGCACACUAGGAAAUAGAUAAUAGUAUUUGCACUGUCGAUCUAUCGACAUGCCUGUAUACAAAAGUUUAUUUGAAAACAAAUGUUCAUAUAAGUAUUCUAUCUGUACCUAUACCUGCUACAUAUUUCUUGAUCCUAGCCUGUAAGUAAAAUAUUAUCUAGAAUUUUUAAUCGUGUAAAUUAGAUUAUAUCUUCGUAUUCACGACGUAUUCCAAAUAAAUCAAGUAUGUACUGAGUUACUAAUACCUGUUUGUAAUAACUUUUAUCUAGAAUAUUAUAUGGAACUUAUUUUUACUAUUUAAUGAUAUUAUGGAAUUAUAUGUAGAGAUUAUGUAAACAAGUUCAAGAUAAUUGCUCUAUUAUAACGGUUGAAAUAAUUAUUUGAAGGAAGCAGUUUCUAAAAUAAGGAAUACAUUUACGAAAUAAACAUUUAAAACUGUA